Messenger RNA from Lethenteron reissneri (Far Eastern brook lamprey), 3413 nucleotides. RefSeq names its product tyrosine-protein kinase CSK-like. Gene Ontology annotation, molecular function: protein binding; ATP binding; protein tyrosine kinase activity. Gene Ontology annotation, biological process: protein phosphorylation. Lineage: Eukaryota; Metazoa; Chordata; Hyperoartia; Petromyzontiformes; Petromyzontidae. The record is from RefSeq and is a predicted model, not a curated record.
CCGAUGAGGGAGAGUGCGGAAAGACAAAGGCGGCCGGAGAGACGGAGCAGGCGGGGGAGAGAAUGAGAGGCGCAGAGGGAUGUCGGGACGUGUGAUGAUUUAAGCAACGGGGAGUGGCUCGAAGCGUCCCUCCGAGAGAUACAGGCCGGAAGGGUGAACCCGAGCACCCAACUCACGUGACCUGCCUUGACCUCAUCUGACCCGAGCCGGUUCGCCGCCGCCGCCGCCAUGGCUAAACCCGGAGCCGUCAGCUCAAUCAGGAAGGACGAGGCUGUCCCCGCGGCCACCCAGGCGUCCGCGAAGGCCAACGGUCACGGCUGGGAGCCCGGGUCGGUGUGCGUGGCGCGCUUCAGCUUCAACGGGGAGAAGAAGAAGGACCUGCCCUUCGCGAAGGGCGACCGCCUCACCAUCGUGCGGCCCUCCAACGUGAGGCCCUCCAACAGUAAGCAGUGGUUUCUUGCGAAGGACGCGACCGGGCGUGAAGGCCUCAUCCCCAUCACCUACAUGCAGCAGCAAACGAGGGGGGGCGCCCCCCCGACCGGCGAUAAGAUGAACUCCAUGCCUUGGUUCCACGGGAAGAUCUCGCGGGAGGAGGCGGAGCAGCUGCUGAUGCCACGCUCGGACGGCCUCUUCCUGGUGCGGGAGUCCACCAACUACCCGGGCGACUACACGCUGUGCGUGAGCUGCGGCAGCCGCGUCGAGCACUACCACGUGGCCUGCCAUCACGGGCAGUUCUCCGUGGAUCCCGGCGUUGACUUCGAAAGCCUGCCCAAGCUCAUCGACUACUACUGGACCGACGCCAACGGGCUGUGUACGCGCCUCACCUACCCGCGCCUCACCAGCACGGCGCUGGCGAUGAAGGAGCAGGAGUUCUUGAACUGUGGCCGGGUCAUAAAUAUGAACGAACUGAAGCUCGGCGAGGUGAUUGGGAGUGGCGAGUUUGGAGACGUGUACCUGGCCCAGUACAAGGGCACUGCCGUCGCCGUCAAGUCCCUCCACAUGGAGUCGUCGACGUUGCAGGAGUUCAUGUCCGAGAUCACCAUCAUGACGAAGCUCCGCCACCGCCACUUGGUGAAUCUGCUGGGCGCGGCGAUGGGCGAGGUCCUCUACAUCGUCACCGAGUACAUGGCCAAGGGCAGCCUCAUCAACUACCUGAGGUCACGGGGUCGCGCGGGGAUUACCAAGGUGGAGCAGAUCACGUUUGCCCUUCACGUGUGCGAGGGAAUGGACUACCUGGAGGAGCAGAACUUCGUGCACCGCGACCUGGCGGCCCGUAACGUCCUCAUCUCGGAGGACAUGACCGCCAAGGUGGCCGACUUCGGCCUGGCGGGGGAGCGGGGCAAGGGCAGCAUGACCAAGAAGCUGCCUGUCAAGUGGACGUCGCCGGAGGCACUGCGCAAGCACGAAUUUUCCACCAAGUCAGACGUGUGGAGUUUUGGAAUCCUCCUCUGGGAAAUCUACUCCUUCGGCCGCGUUCCCUACCCCCGCGUGCCCUUAAAGGAUGUGGUGGAAUACGUGGAGGAUGGCUACCGCAUGGACCCCCCUGAGCUGUGCCCCAGCACUGUGAGCAGCGCCAUGAGCGCGUGCUGGCACGUGGAUCCAGCGUGUCGUCCCAGCUUCCGCGACCUGCGGCGAAUCCUGCAGCACGAGAAGAUCCGCGACGACCUGCAGAAGUGCUGAGAGUGGCGCCCGCGGGGGGUUCCGAGUCCGUGGGGGUAAAGGGGUGGGGGCGCGGGGGGGUGGCGGGGGGUUUAGAUCAGGGUAGAGUUGCCACCUGUCCCGGUUUUCACAGAAUCUGUCUUAUUUUCAGGUAGUUGUUUUUGGGAACUCUGCGAGUCUUCCUGGGACGUUACUUAAAGAUUUCGGUUAUUAUAAUAAUCAUAUGGCAUUUGAGGCAAUGAAUUUGUGUGUAGUUUUCCCCUCUUCUGGCACUGUGAAAUAUUCGUAUUGCCAUGGUAUGUCUAGGUUUUUUUUUUUCCUCCCCAGAGGUGGCAACCCUAGGUGGCGGGAGAGGUGGAGUGGCAGUGUGGCCAUGGCGGGGGGGAGGGGGGGCCAUGAGGUUUUUCUGGUGCCCCCACCAUCAGCCAGCUUCGUCCGUGACCCUGUGUGGCAUUGCUCGCUUGACCAUCGUCAGCAGCACACACGCGAGAGCCGCAGCACGAGCCAGACCUUGGGUCGUGUCGGGGUUUUGCAGAGUUUCUGGAGCUGCAACAGAUCCGUCCACACAUCGCGAUUUCUUCUCAGCCCGAGCGAUUUUUCGCCUGAGGUUGUCGCGCCGCCGGUUUAUCCAACGAUUCACUCCGAUCGCCGCCACCAUCCCGUCGCGUCGGCGAGUACUCUCAAGUCUCGAGUGUGUAUUUGUUGAAGCGGGGUGAGAGCUCGAGAGAGGGAGAGAGUCUUAAUUUGCAAGAGUGGCCUGGGUAAGCAAACUCACAAAAGCAAAAACAUGAAAAAAACUCGGUACAGCAAUGAAGCAAAUGGAAAAGAGCAAUAGGAGCAAAAGUAAGAAAUUGAAAGAGUGCACGAACCAUAAUGACGAUGGUAAAGUUCAUGUCCAGUAACAAAAGUUGGCUCGGAAAAAAGAACUCAAAGCCAUUCGGAAUAAAAAUGUUGUUGUCCUUCCCCGCACCUCCGACUAGCACGUUUGGCUACGUACGGUGCAAAAGAAGAUCGACAUAGAUACAAUAUAUUUUUGGUGAUUCUUACAUGAGUAUGCAAAGAGACGGAGGAUGUGUCAGGUACAUAUAACCAAACUCUGGACUCUAGAGGUAUCAGCUGGUGGGAUAUGACUUCCUGUAGCAUCACUUUUUGGACAGCUCCUUCUUGGUAUCCAUAAUAAAGGGUUUUCUUUGGGUGAGAUCGCGUAAAUAUAAAUGUGUCGUUAAACCCGCCACCACCCGAGACAACCACUUAGCAAGGUUUGUCACGUAAGCAAAACGUGCUAAUUAGUUACUAGUACAGCACACCGGGGUGUUGGAGAGUAAACCCACAACAUUUACAAUUCGGGUACGACGUUUCUCUGGUGAUUACAACCAGCCUCAUCAGGCGACUAUCCAGAAUUGUGAAGACUAUUAGUCGUGAAAACCCACGUAUUCAACCGACUACCCAUCUUGGGGAUGUCACGGUCGUCCGUGAUUGGCUCGUUGAUGAAGCCAUGUCCUUAUCACCUGGUCAUUCGAUAAACUUCGGGCAACAGUCGCUAUGCUAUUGCCGAGCUAAAUUUGUUACGCGUGGAUGCAGAUUUUAAAUCUAAAUAUUUUUGCUUACGUGACUUUGUCGAUUCACGGGUCUACCCCUUACAUAGCCGGCAAGUUGUUUUUGUACCUACUCCAAAAUAUAAUCCAUCGGGAGGUGAUGGGGUUAAAUCAAUGUAAAAGCUCUAAUUUUAAAUAAAAUCAAAGUGUUAUUAUACA